This is a messenger RNA of Lasiodiplodia theobromae, 1341 nucleotides long. RefSeq lists its product as uncharacterized. The coding region runs from base 1 to 1341 and encodes 446 amino acids. Lineage: Eukaryota; Fungi; Ascomycota; Dothideomycetes; Botryosphaeriales; Botryosphaeriaceae. The transcript has a single exon. The record is from RefSeq and is a predicted model, not a curated record.
AUGGCCUCGAAGCGACAGCGUUAUCUGUACCGGCCCUUGUACCGCGGGGUCAUAAGGCCUCUGGGCUACUGCCUGCUGACCCCGCUGGUUCUGGUGCUGGUUGCCGUCGAUAUCUGUCGCGAGUGCUGCUGCGCCUCAGCCCGGGACCGAGGCACCUAUUACCGCUCACCUUUGGAAGCGCAGCGCGAGUUCGAGGAGUUGUGCGAAAGGCUGGAGAAGGACUAUACCCCGCGGCCGCUUCUUGCCGAGGAGCGUCCUAGGCCGCUCACCAGCUGCGGUGGCGACGGGAAUGAUGGCGAUGAGAAGACGGAGAAGAGUUCAGCAGCGCUCCCGCAAGACCAAUCUCCCUUCUUCACCAAGCUGCCCGCCGAGCUGCGUUUGCGCAUCUAUCACGAAAUUCUCGGGGGGAAAGUAAUCCACCUAUUACUCCAACCAGGGCGCGUCGGCCACGUCGUCUGCAGCGGCGACAGCAGCAUCGUGCGCACCGCCGGCGACCCGGACCGCCGCUGCAUCGCGGCCUACAUGGCCCCGCGCGAGAGGCAGCUCCACCAACAACAGCUGGACCGCCAGAACCUCGCGGCCAACGUCGCCGAGCUGCCGCACCGCCCGCACAGCUGCCCAGCGCCGCUCCUCGUCGACGACUCGGUCUACCGCGUCUACAGCACCCACCACCGCGCCCACGACUCGCACCCGCGCCUCCUCUCCAACCCCACCUGCAGCAUGCACCGCCCCCACUCCCUCCUGCCCAGCUCCCUGCUCCCCCGCCACCACUCGCACCUCUCGUCGGGCCUCGCCUUCCUGCUGACCUGCCGCCGCGCCUACCGCGAGGCCGUCGACGUCCUCUACGCCGCCAACGUCUUCGACGCAAACCACCCCCAGACCCUCGUCCUGUUCGCCCGCACCCUGCUGCCCCACCGCCUCGCCGCCAUCCGCGAGCUGCAGGUGCGCUGGAGCUGGCGCCUGCGCGAGCGCGCCAACGCCCGCGCCCCGCACUUGUGGUGGGAGCAGCUAUGGCGCGAGGUCGUGGGAGGUGGUCGCAUGAGCGGGCUGCGCGCUGUGUGGCUGAGUCUGGAGCUGGGCAGCCGCUUCGUGGGCAGCGGCCAUGGCGGUGACGAGGAGGAGGACGAGGCGGCCCUGGCCGAAGAGGAGGGGCUGCUGAUGCCCGUGGCUGACUGUUUGAGGGGCUUGAAGAAGUUCGAGGUCGCAGUGGAGCUGGAAAGCCUGCAUGGGGCACUGCGCUGCGACGCCCAUCGCCCUUCGGAUUUGAGGAAUCGUCUUCAAGGCAUCGUAUGUGCGCCGCCUGGAAAGUCGCAAGAGCUGCGUGCUUCAGUGACCUGUUGA